Aegilops tauschii subsp. strangulata is the source of this 1123-nucleotide messenger RNA. Its product is annotated as B-box zinc finger protein 18. Gene Ontology annotation, cellular component: nucleus. Lineage: Eukaryota; Viridiplantae; Streptophyta; Magnoliopsida; Poales; Poaceae. Gene Ontology annotation, molecular function: zinc ion binding. The record is from RefSeq and is a predicted model, not a curated record. Gene Ontology annotation, biological process: regulation of DNA-templated transcription; photomorphogenesis.
CGCCUCCUCCCUCCCUCCCUCCCUCCCCACAAACACCCCCGGCUCCCGCUGCUGCCGCGUCCUCUAUCCGUCCAGUCGCCCUCUCCGCUGCCGACUUGUCGCCGCAGCCGAAGCACAGCGCACCGUGGAGAGUCCGAGAGAUCCGAGGUGGGGAGGAAGGACGUAGAGCGCGGAGGGGAGGGCGGGAUGGAGGGGGGACGAUGACUGCGCGCGCGGCGGCGGGAUGAGGACGAUCUGCGAUGUGUGCGAGAGCGCGGUGGCGGUGCUCUUCUGCGCGGCCGACGAGGCCGCCCUCUGCCGUCCCUGCGACGAGAAGGUACAUAUGUGUAACAAGCUUGCUAGUCGGCAUGUAAGGGUUGGGCUUGCGGACCCUAAUAAAUUAAUACGCUGUGAUAUAUGUGAAAGUUCUCCUGCUUUCUUCUACUGUGACAUAGAUGGUACAUCACUUUGCCUGAGCUGUGAUAUGGCUGUUCAUGUUGGUGGGAAACGAACCCAUGGAAGAUACUUGCUGCUAAGACAACGAGUCGAAUUUCCAGGAGAUAAACCAGGGCAUAUGGACGAUGUAGCCAUGCAACAGAUGGACUCUGAAAACCCAAGGGACCAAAAUAACGCUCAUUCCGUACCAAAGGAGCAAAUGGUGAACCACCACCACAAUGCCUAUGAUCCGGCCUCAGAUGGCAAUUGCAAUGGCCAGGGUGCCAUUGAUUCAAAAAUGUUUGAUCUUAAUAUGAGGCCAGCUCGUAAUAAUGGGCAAGGUUCAAGUUCCCAGACUCAUGGAGUGGAUCAUAGCCACAACAACAACCAUGACUCUUCAGGAGUGGUGCCAACAUGCAAUUACGAUGGAGCUGCCGACAAGUGAAUGUCGGAAUCUCGGAAUGUAAAUUGCUUCGGUUGCUGUUAUAAACAUUUCUUCCGCACCGGGAGCUUGAAUUAGCUUUAGCCUUAGUGGCCGGGCUAAAUGUAUCGUUGCAGGGACCUUAGAAUGUGUGUUGUUUUCGAAUAGAGACGAAGCUAACGACUGUAUCUGUAUUCAGCAUGGCAUGCACUAGACGCUGUGUUGCGGAUUUCUGUUGUAUGCUAUCAGGGACUGUACAAAGAAAUAAUAGAUCUCUCAUUUUGUGUA